Messenger RNA from Pundamilia nyererei, 1461 nucleotides. RefSeq lists its product as uncharacterized. The record is from RefSeq and is a predicted model, not a curated record. The transcript is spliced from 15 exons. NCBI's taxonomy places the organism in Eukaryota, Metazoa, Chordata, Actinopteri, Cichliformes, Cichlidae. The coding region runs from base 365 to 1438 and encodes 357 amino acids.
UUAUUUUUCCAGGUUUCUGCUGUUUGAGGUAUUCACUAAACGCAUGAUCAGUUGUGGCCAUCUUCCUGAUACACUCACAGAUCUUUGUUGUUUCAUCCUGGAUAAUGGUUCUGACACUCACUAGUCCUCGGCAAUCUUACUUCCGCUUUGCAUGCUGUCUCAGAGAAGGAGCUUCCUUGUCUUGAAGUCAGUGGGGACAGAGUCUUGGUAAAUCUCGCACUUGAUGGCAACUUGUACUGUGGUUUAAAGUUGGCCUACAGUCUUGUUCGAAGUGUAAAAGUGGACGACCGGUCGAUUAGAACUUCCUUUUUUUUACACAAAGCGAUCGAGAAGAUUUUUUUGAAGGUUCGGUUGUCUUCGAAAAAUGCUUACUAGAAGCUGCCUGAUUUUCCCAAUUCUAUUCUUCACCGGGAAAUCAUUAGCAUGUCAUCAGAUAAAUGCUUCUUGUGCCGACAUUAAAACCCUCGCUGGAUUCACGUUCAAACAUGGAUCACUUCCCGAGGGAAGUAAGAUUUAUGUCUACGACAACGGGACAAGUAUUGGCCAUGCUGAACUGCGGAAUCCACCCUCCAUUAGGUUGUCAUCUGAAGUUGUGCACAUGGACAACAACUCAGUGACGACAGUGAAGUGCAGAGACAUCACAAUUCAAAGCAUAGUUCCUGAUGGAUUGUGGAAGGGAAAGCCUGUUGUCAAAGAACACUGUACCUAUUUCAAAAUUAUUGCUGAUGUCACAGCUCCAAUUAAGACCGAUCCCAACGAGUCACAGGCGUUGCCGACCCUCAUCUAUUAUAUUUUCCCAGCCAUUCUAGGGAUAAUCAUAAUCAUAAUUGGGAUUGGUCUUCUUCUCCACAACUGGAAAGCACAUCUGGAGCAGCAGCACAGUGAAGCCAGUGUUUCUGGGUUUAUAAUGUACCUACUGACUUGCCUCCAAAAGACAGGAGAGGGACAAGAAACUAGAGCUCCCCCUGGACAGCGUAUAGAUAAUGAGCAAGGCACUGCACUUGAAUGUGUAGUUGUUCAAAGCACUGAGGCUGAUGUCAAUACUCCUCAAUCCCCCAGCGUGGACCGCAACUUGAGCACAGAGAGAAUUCAGCUAACUAAAAAUGGAGACAUCAGUACCCACAAUGUUAGCAGAAUCUCUCAUCACCGCUCUAUGAACAGGAACUUCAAGAAAGAACCAGGAGGGGUGAAUAGCGACAAAGGACAAAACAUUAGCGAACUGGACACUGGAGGUGCUGCUGGUAAUCGUGCAGAACAUGAUGAGACUGAAGGACAACCACUGCUAACCAGUAAACGUUUUGACAUGACAGGUGAAGCCGGACCAUUGGCGAACAAGGCUGGCUUUGACCGAGACGGAGUCAACAGGUGCUCAGCUGUACCGAACACUGACGUGGAGUCACAAGAAAUACAAGAAGUAGGAACAGGAAGUAACCAAUAGCAACAACAAUGAUAAUAAUAAUG